This is a messenger RNA of Phialemonium atrogriseum, 3054 nucleotides long. RefSeq names its product origin recognition complex subunit 4 C-terminus-domain-containing protein. The coding region runs from base 192 to 2747 and encodes 851 amino acids. NCBI's taxonomy places the organism in Eukaryota, Fungi, Ascomycota, Sordariomycetes, Cephalothecales, Cephalothecaceae. Gene Ontology annotation, biological process: DNA replication; DNA replication initiation. Gene Ontology annotation, molecular function: DNA replication origin binding. The transcript is spliced from 4 exons. The record is from RefSeq and is a predicted model, not a curated record. Gene Ontology annotation, cellular component: nuclear origin of replication recognition complex; nucleus.
CCUUUUUCCAUUUCCACAAAGGAAGCCGGGCCUCACCGACAUUCCCAAAACGCGACCACGUGAUCAAAAUCAAUUGGGUCGCGUCUGGCGCGUGCCGGCGCGUCGCAUCGGCAGAGGCCGAAAUAAAUCUCAAUGUCCACAGUGGGACAAAGGGAAGGAAGGCGGCCGAGACAGUUACUUCGAGCGAAACGAUGACAACAGGCCCCGGGACUCCAAAAGGCCGAAAACGAAGCCGAUCGCAAGCAAAUGAUGGAGACACACCUCGCGUAGCAUCUGGAAAGAAGUCCCGACUGAUCACCGAGCCCUCAUCAACCACACCGCAAACGCGCGACUCAGUCAGCUCGGCAAUCUCUGGGCCGCUCAACUACGGACGCCGUAUUGCUUCUGCAAGGAGUGUCCGUCAUGGCAAGAAAGAUGAAUCGGUCAAUCAGGCUUGGGAAAUUCCAGAUUCCGAGGACGAACGACGGCCUACGGGCUCCCUGUCAAAGAAGGAACAGCUCAGCAGAAGGGUAGUAAGCUCCUCCGCUGGCAACAAGUCCGACAAUCUCUACGAUUUUCCCGGUUCUGGAGAUGAGCUCUCUACCUCGGCGGCCGACAAAACCAAGGCCGGCAAGAACUCGGGAGAAUUGCGCCCUGAUGGCGUUCCCGCGCUGAGCGGUUCUGUACAAAAGAAAAGAGGCCGGCCAAGGAAAAGCGAAGCACAGAAGUCAGCUCAGGCUCCUCAGGAGGAUGCCAGCCUAGAGGGAACUCCGUCAAAACAGCGGUCUGGUCGGAGACCCGCACAAGCUGGUGCAAAUGGGACUAUACCUGGCAACGAUGCGGAGGCUUCUGGCCAGGAGGUAGCUGAGAAGUUUGGCUCGCUGACGUCGUCUAAUCGCCGGAAAGGGGGCCGUCAGGAAGCUGGCGAGUCUCGUCCAGAACCGCCGAAGCUCAAGGGCAUCCUAACUCCCAGGAAGAAAAAGGUGGAGGACCGCGGACGGAAGAGCGUUGCAUUCGAAGGUGGAAAAGGGAGGGAUGAGACCGAGGUCUACUUUGAAGACUUGCCAUCAAAGGCCGUCAAACCCUCUGCCGUGUCUGCCCGCAAAUCAGCUGCUAUCCAGCCAGUUGAGGAUGAAGGGCUGGAUGCCGAGGCCGCGGAAGAUGACGAUGAGGUGUGUGCUAUCUGUAGCAAGCCAGAUUCGACUCCCCCGAACGAGAUUCUCUUCUGUGAUGGUUGCGACAUGGCCGUUCACCAGGAUUGCUACGGCGUACCCACCAUACCGGAAGGAGAUUGGCUGUGCCGGGAUUGUUCGCAAGACGGCGCGGUUGGUUCGCUCGAUGCAGGCUCGAAAAAGAAGUCUGAUCCCGUUGCGAGGACCGAGGAACAAACCCCUGACAUCCCCAACUUUGAACAACAUUUGCGAUCCAUGCAGCGAGUUCUCCUAGACCGUUGUACGGGACGACGACGAAUAAAGCUUCGGGGGCAGGACGAAGCAUAUGACAAAGCCCUGCAGCUUAUCGAACAGACCAUUGUGUCUGGCGAGGGAAAUUCGAUGCUCGUGAUUGGGGCACGGGGGUCUGGCAAGACUACGCUGGUCGAGUCCAUCGUCUCUGCGAUGUCGCAUGAGCACAAAGACGAGUUCCACGUAGUGAGACUGAGCGGAUUCAUUCAUACGGAUGACAAGCUCGCUUUAAAAGAAAUAUGGCGGCAGCUUGGGAAGGAGAUGGAGGUGGAAGAUGACCUCAUAAAUAGGACCAACAACUAUGCAGACACUCUGGCCUCGCUUCUGGCGCUGUUAUCUCACCCUUCGGAGAUCGCCGAGACUCAGGCCGGCGUCACGUCGAAAUCUGUCGUCUUCAUCAUCGACGAAUUCGAACUCUUCGCUACGCACGCCCGUCAGACGCUUCUUUACAAUCUCUUCGAUAUUGCUCAAGCCAAGAAGGCGCCUAUUGCCGUGCUCGGGCUAACCACUAGGAUUGACGUUGUGGAAAGUCUCGAGAAGAGAGUCAAGAGUCGUUUCAGCCACAGAUACGUCUACCUCUCGUUGCCGAAGAGCCUUCCGGCCUACUGGGACAUCUGUCGACAAGGCCUCGUAGUUGAGGAAGAAGAUCUAGAAGAAGAACGCAUCGAUGGCAGCUUGGAAGGCUCAAGCAAGUUCUUGGAGUGGUGGACCAAGCGGAUCGAGGCCCUGCACAAAGAACCUACCUUCCAAGAUCUUCUGGAAUAUCACUUUUGCACUACGAAGUCGGCCGCCGCCUUCCUGGCCACCUGCAUCCUCCCGCUAUCUUCACUCUCACCCACCUCCCUAUCCCUCAGGGCCCACUUCACCAGCGGCGCUCCCACAACGGUCGGAGGCCCAGACUCCAAGCUGCACCUCCUCGAGUCCCUGUCGGACCUCGACCUGUCGCUGCUCAUCGCGGCGGCGCGGCUGGACAUUGUGGCCCACACGGACACGGUCAACUUCGCCAUGGCGUACGACGAGUACACGACGCUGGUCGGCCGGCAGAGGGUGCAGUCGGCCAGCUCGGGUCUGCUCGCGCUGGGCGGCGGCGCGAGGGUGUGGGGCCGAGGGGCCGCGGGCGUCGCUUGGGAGCGGCUCGCCACGCUCGGCCUGCUGGUGCCGGCGGGGAUGGCUGGGAGAGUGGGGGGCGCCUCGGGGGGUGGCGGGCUGGAGGCCAGGAUGUGGAAGGUCGACGUCGCGCUGGAGGAGAUCCCCGCCUCGGUCAGGCUGAAUGCUGUGCUGGCGAGGUGGUGCAGGGAGAUAUGAGAUGUGGAGGGAAGAUGGUGGUGCCGGGGUUCCGAGAUGGAACCCCCCCCUUUUGUCUGUCUCGGUCUCCUCUUCCCCUUCAAAGUAGGCAACGUUGACAUAUAUGUAUUCCGAUUGCCGAGAGAUCAGGCAAGCUAAUUUAAACCCCAACUGCGCGCAUAAAGCUGCGUCAUUCUUAUAGCAUGAUGUCAAGGGCUGUUUUGUUUGGCGGUCAGAAUGACGUGCAGGCGACUAUGUGGUGGUGAUGUUGGGGUCUGUCUUAUAGCUAGCUAUACCGUAACGUUGCCUCUUGCCACGACCGUCCGCC